CCUCUGUUAGGUCGCCACAUGCGGCUCUCCAGUGGCUCUGGGUUCAUCGUGUCCCACUCAGGUGUGAUUGUGACCAACGCUCAUGUGGUAACCACAGCUGCCUUGGUGACAGGCAGGCCACAGCUGCGUGUUCAGCUCCACGACGGAGAUGCAUAUGAAGCCGUGGUGAAAGACAUAGACAGGAAGGCAGACAUUGCUACAAUCAAGGUCAAUCCACAGCAGAAGAAACUUCGCGUGCUGUCUCUGGGCAGUUCGGCUGAUCUGAGGCCAGGAGAGUUUGUGGUUGCCAUUGGCAGCCCUUUCGCCCUGCAGAACACUGUCACCACCGGCAUCGUCAGCACUACACAAAGAGAUGGCAAAGAGCUGGGCAUAAAGGACUCAGACAUGGACUACAUCCAAACUGAUGCUAUUAUUAACUACGGCAAUUCGGGAGGACCUCUUGUUAACUUGGAUGGUGAGGUGAUUGGAAUCAACACUCUUAAAGUGACAGCAGGAAUUUCCUUCGCUAUACCGGCAGACCGCAUCAGCCGCUUUCUCUCAGAGUCACAGAUUAAACACAAGAAAGAUGAAAAGAGACAGCAGAAAAGAAAAAUGGACAAACCACAGUCUGAUGCAGACGCGUCCCUAGUUAAGAGACAUUUUUUAGGCAUCUGGAUGGUCACCAUCACCAAAGCUCUUGUCGAAGAGUUGCGACUUCAUAACCCAGACUUCCCCGACAUCAGUAGUGGAGUUUUGGUGCGGCAGGUCAUACCUAACACUCCAGCAGAAAAAGGAGGGAUUAGGGAAGGUGACGUUAUAGUGAAGUUGAAUGCAAAGCCAGUCAGGACCACUGAAGACAUCCAUGAGGUGUUGCAGAGCGACCAGCCACUCCUACUUGAGAUUCGCAGAGGGAACGAUGACUUACUCUUCAAUAUCCACCCACAGCUUUUGGUACAUUGAAAACUGGGAGAAUUGAUAUCUUUUAGUUGUGAAGAGGCAGGACUCAAUAUGUCCAGUGCUGAUUUCUUAUUAAAACAAGAGAACGGAAAAGAGCAGUUCCUUUCCCAACUAGCCUGAUGAUGUAUGCUUUGGUAGAGUUUGAAAUACUGUAGUUUAACACAGACUUCAAAAUACAGCUCAGUAGAAUCCAUUGCACUGUAUAUUUAAGGCGCUUUAGAAUAAAAGCUUAGAAGAA
Molecule: messenger RNA, 1174 nt
Organism: Pundamilia nyererei
Lineage: Eukaryota; Metazoa; Chordata; Actinopteri; Cichliformes; Cichlidae
Gene: htra3a
Product: HtrA serine peptidase 3a
Exons: 8
Coding region: 19-939 (306 amino acids)
Biological process (GO): proteolysis
Molecular function (GO): serine-type endopeptidase activity; protein binding
Source: RefSeq, a predicted model, not a curated record